Molecule: messenger RNA, 3335 nt
Organism: Caenorhabditis sp. 36 PRJEB53466
Lineage: Eukaryota; Metazoa; Nematoda; Chromadorea; Rhabditida; Rhabditidae
Source: the annotation of a GenBank genome assembly
AUGUUCGAUGCGUACACUCCAAGUGAAGUAGCCCUCCGGUUGCCAGUAGAAGUCACUUGCCUCGCAUUUCAAGGAAAUCCAGGUAAACAUUUGAAAAUCCUCUAAAAGUUCAUUGAAAUCGUUUGCAGAUGCGAAACACAGCGUGUUAGCAGGAGGAAGAGCCGGCCACUUGUACGUUUAUUCAUUUUCUUCAAGUAAGUAAUCAAGAAAUGACCGAAAACAUUUGUUUUUUUGCAGAUCGACGCGGGUUCGAACUAACCAAUGUCUGCAAGACAUUCCACAAAAAAGCAGUGCUUGAAAUGAAAGUUUGUCAACCGGAAGACCUUCUUUUGUGCGUUUCCGACGGUCAAUUAAUGGCUCAUCGCCUCAGCGACCCGGAAUAUAAAGUGGAAACGCUCAUUCACAAAGUGAAACCGGUUAACACGUUUGCCAGAUUUACUCCAAAGGUCUGAGACGCCACAGUAUUCAAUUAUACCUAAUAUGAAGGAAUUCAGACUUCUGGAGAUCUUUACGUCAUUCUGUCGUCACGGAAAAAGCUGUUUCUCUUCAAAUGGGGCGAAAAGGACGGGCACAAAGAGUUCAUCGAAGUGCAACUUGACUACAAUCCCAUCUUCGUGGACACACCGAAUUGCAUCAGGUUCGCACAUGAAAAAAAGCAAACAGAAAAAAACGUAUUUUUGUUGCAGAUGCGUCGGCGAAACGGUUUUCUUCUCAGUUCGCAACGAGUACUUCUCAAUGACGAUGCGAAAAGACAAAACGGCGCCAAAGUCACCGAGCGACACGUCGUCGCCGUCGCCGCCAGAAGGGUGGGAGGGAUUCGUGACUCGUCUGUUCAACUUCAAUUGCCAACCUGGCAUAGUUCCGAUGAUCGACAGACGGAGAGUCGCUUUCGUUCGCAAUGAAACAGUCGUGACCACGGAUAUCUGGGGGAACCGGCCGACGGACGAGUACAAAUUCAGCGAGGUGCCCAUGCAGAUCGGUCAGUUUUUCGCUGGAAAAGUCUGUAAAAAGGUUUCAUCUUCAGUGUACGAUUCCCCGUACUUGAUCGGAAUGCUCUCGAAAGGACGCGUCGAGGUCCGUUCGAUCUUUGACGGCCAGCUCGUUCAGACGAUGUCGCUCCCGAAGGCGAUGGCCCUCUGCGACGGAAUCCGCGGUCAAGUGUUCGUCUCGGCGCUCUCCGACAUCUGGAUACUCGACACGGCACAGAAUUUGCGGAAGAACGUGUCCCAUCUCAUUCAGGAGCGACAAUUCGAGCUGGCCAUCCAACUGGCCGACAAUUCGAAUGUGUUCAGCGACGAAGCGAAAAUCGAGAUAAAAAAAAGGCGGCGUUGAAUUUGUUCAAUCAGAAAAAGUUCGAUGAAUCGUUUGCGCUUUUCUUGGAUAUCAAAACAGGUCGGUUCAAAUCUAAGGCUUAUUCAAUAAUCUAUCUCCUUCCAGAUGUGCUCACAAUCCUGCGAAUGUUCCCUGAACUUCUACCCGAUCGAAUCAGAAAGAACACGACGCUGACCGAUGAAAUGCCGGCCAACGACCGGAUGCGGGCUCUUCUCGCACUGGGCAACUACCUCUCCGAGAUCCGAACCGAACACGCCAAGCACAUCGAUCUGUACAACAGACUGAGAGCGUCCGGACAGGCGAAAAACGUGGACAACGAGGAGCUGCACAAAUUGAAUAUCACGCUGCAAGUGGUCGACACUACACUCCUCAAGUGCUAUAUCAAGGUGAUCCGACGAUCGUAGUUUUCUAAAAAAAAUAGAUGAAUUUCAGACGAAGCCAGCGCUCGUCGACUCGCUGAUCCGUCUGCAGAGCAACGCGUGCACUUUCAACGACGCCGAGGAGAUUCUGAAGUCGGAAGGCCGUCUCCGAUCGCUUUUCAUCCUCUACGAAUCCCGCAAGAAGCACGAACUGGCUCUGGACCUGCUCAUCGAGCAGUCGACUCGCGCGGACGCCGAUCCGUUUUUUCACGACGCCGUCGAGCAGAUUGUCGAGUAUUUGCAGUCGCUCGGAAACAGUAAUCUGCCGUUGAUUCUCAAGUACGCAAAAUGGGUUCUCGCCAAGAAUCUGGACGCCGGAGUGCAGGUUUGUGAUGAAUUUCAUCAGAUGAAAUCUUGCGAAAAUGAACGUUCUCUUUGCAGAUAUUCACGAGUGACGAGACGGAAAUGGCGCGAAAUCUGAACCGUAAGACGGUGGUCGAAUUUCUAAAAUCCGAGUGUCCGAUGGCUCUGAUUCCCUACUUGGAGCACGUCAUUUUCAAGUGGGACGAGCCGGCGCCCUACUUCCACGAGACACUUCUCGAGUACUACGUGGCGAGGGUUAACUCUCUGUUCAAGGACUACGUGCACGCAUUCCCUGACGGUAUUCAAGUCCCGAACGGAUAUCUCACACACCCUUCCAAGUAUUUGCAGACGAGAACAUCACUCGUGCGGGCGACGAAGACGGCGAACUCGGCAUGUUCCGGAAACGUCUUCUGAGGUUUCUGGAAGUGUCGCACGCCUACAGUCCCCAAACAGUCUUGCUUCAGUUGGCGCCGCACGCAUUCUUCGAAGAGCGCGCUCUCAUUUUGGGUCGACUGAAACAGCACGAUCAGGCACUUGCGCUCUAUGUGAAUACGCUAAAAAAUGUGCCGGCUGCCGAGGAUUACUGUAGACUGUACUAUAAUGCGAACGAUGAGACCAAUUCACAGGUGAGAGUGCGAAAAGAGUUGUGCUCUCCCACCGACUCUUCCUCUCUCGAGAGACCCUGAAAACUCUUUGAACUCUUCCUCAACUUACAGAUCUACCUGCUGUUGUUCCGAACUCUGGUCCACCCGAAUCAUAACCCCCACCAUUCGCCUCCCUACCCUUCCGACACGACUCCAUUCGGCUCGUUCCGUGACGACAUUUCGGACACGUCGACAGUCGUCAACUCGACGUCUUCAUAUCAACCGGACAUCAACACGGCCAUCAAGAUUCUCGCGAAAUAUGCGGACAAACUGGACAAAGUGGGCGCACUGAACAUGCUGCCGGCCACCACUCCGCUAAGAGUCGUCUACGCGGCCAUCAAUGCCGUCAUUCAGACGACCGGCACGCAAGGAGCUACGGUUCGUUUGUGAGAAGAUGACACAGCUAUUUUGAGUACUUUUGCAGAGAAUGCUCGAAAGGUCAGUGUCCGAAUAUGCGACGUCGAAGAAACGCGAACGAAAGAACCGAGUCGAGUCGACGAAAGUGGUGGUGAACUUCCAAAGCGAAUGUGUUUCGUGCGAGAAGAAGAUCGCCGGAAGCACGUUUGUCCGAUAUCCGGACGGCCGACUCGCCCAUCUCUACUGUCACACCGACCACAAAGGAAGCAUCCGACGGUAG